Hemiscyllium ocellatum (epaulette shark) is the source of this 1392-nucleotide messenger RNA. RefSeq names its product cilia and flagella associated protein 53 (gene cfap53). Bases 38 to 1378 code for a protein of 446 amino acids. The transcript has 7 exons. NCBI's taxonomy places the organism in Eukaryota, Metazoa, Chordata, Chondrichthyes, Orectolobiformes, Hemiscylliidae. The record is from RefSeq and is a predicted model, not a curated record.
CGAAACCCAGAAUCGUGUUAUACUAGAACAAGAACAAAUGCAAUUGAAGGGCAACAUCAGGUAUAGGGUUCAAAGGGCCAUGGAGUUUUACGAAAAUGGCAUAGAACAAAGGAGAAUAAAGCUACGAGAUCUUCUGGAAGCCGAAGAAAAGGAUUACAUGAACCAACUGUCACUUUUGGGAGAAACACCUUUGGAGCGACAGGCAAAAAUGAGACAGCACGUAAAAGACUUGAAGAUAAAACGGGAGCAAGAACGACAAAAGUUGGUUGCAGAAAAACUUGAUCAACAAUUCAGGGAACAGUGUGAAGAGCUGCAGACAAAGCUGUCUCAUCAGCGAGUGCUAGAGUUGGUCAAGGAUAGAAAGGCGCAAAUAGAGUUCAACAAGAAACUGCAGGAUCAGCAAAAGGAAGAGGAACAGAUCUUUGAGGAGUUGUGGGAGAAGGACCGACUUGCCAAAGAGGAGAGGGCAGAGAAAGAAAUGAAAGAGCAACAUGAGAAACAGCAAGAAGUCCUGGCUACAGUAUUGGAACAAAUGGCAGAAGCUAAUGCUAAACGCAUGGAUCAGAAGCAGCUGAUUAAAGAAGAGGCAAAGUUGAUGAAAGAAAGACAACGUCUUUCAAAGUUAGAAGAUGAGCGACUGGCACAGGAGAAGGCUCAAAAGCAGAAAGAAUUCUGUGAUAGUUUGAACAGAUCGAUGGCACUGAAGAAAAAACGUUUAGCAAAGGAGAAGGAAGAGGAGCAUGCGCUUGAUACAAAGAUAAAAGAACAGGCCCUGAAGGAAAGUGCUGAUGAUGCCCAGGAGCAAUUGCAGAAAAAGCUGGAUCUCCAGAGAGAAGUGCAAAUUUAUCGAAAAUAUUUGGCUCAGAAAGCAGAUGAUGAAAAACGUCAAGAAGAGGAAACAAACCGGCUAAUUGAGAAGGAUGUAGAGAAAACUUGGGCCAAACGCAAUGAGCAGGUGCGUCUGAAGAAAGAGGCUCUAGAUCGCCUCAAGAAGGAAGUAAUGGAAACACGCAAGCUUCAGAUUCAGGAGCAUUUGGAGAAAAAUACAAAGAGCCCACAACAGAUGGCAGAGGAAAGAGCCAAAAUUAUUCAAACCAUUGAAGAGCAGAAGAAGGUGGAAGAUGAAAAACUGGCCAGAGAUAAGCAAGCAAAGAAGAAGCAUCAGCAGGACAUACUGGCACAAAUAAAGUACCAAAAGCAUCAGGCUGAGAAAAAGAAGGCAGAAGAACAGCGUGAGGUGGAAGCAGGAAAGCUGGAAGAAGAAGCUUACCAGAAAAAGCUUCAGGAUGCUCUUUCUCAACCUUAUACCAGCAGUGAUAAGAUUCAUCCUUGGAGGAGGGAAAAUUGUCUAAACCCUAAGCUCAAUGAAACAUGUUAGAAUUAUUGUUGCUA